CUCAUUCUCAACGUCGCUUGCUGCACCUUCGCCCGUCACCUGCCAUGAUGUCACAGAACCACGAGUCCCCUGAGCACUAUGUGUCUGGUCCUCGCGACAAUAACAGUGACAAAGGCAUCCUACAUACACAGACUGCCGUCGAGGGAGAUGUCGAAGCUCGCGAGGAGCCACCAACCAGCGAUGGGGUUUUCAACUCCAGACACGCGCUGUGGGGGUUUCUCGUGCUCUGCUUCUCGGUAACAUCACCCUGUCCGACCUGUCAGUCCUGCACUGGUGUGCUAAUCAUAGUGGUGUUGGACAGACUGGUCCAGUAUCGGGAAUGUCGUCGACCUAUGCAUCGGCGGCUAUUCUCUCCGCGGCCAACGUCCUCGGACACCAAGCAGGGACCAACAAGCCGUGUCCCCGACGUGGCACGAGCAUCAACUGUGUGGUCAAGUUUGGCGCGGGCGAGAUCGACUAUGCCAGUUACACACUGUACCUCCGUGCAAUCAGCCGGGCGACAGAGGGCGUGUUGGCGAUCAUCACCGCCGGGAUUGCUGAUUACUCUGACUACCGCAAAACCAUGAUGAUGACCUCAAUCUUCCUCUUCGGCGUCCUGGCGCUCCCCUUUGCGGGGCUCACCGGCCAAUCCUACAGCCAUCUGACCGCGCUGUCCGUGUUGUACUGCGCGCUCACCACCGUCCAAGGCAUCUACACUGUCAUCGAAGGCUCCUACAUCCCAAUCUUCAUGCGCUCAACGGGCUGGUUCGGGACCUCGGUGGUAGGCCGUAGUGACAACAGCGCCGAAGGCAGGAUCUGGCAGAAGGGCGUGUCGGUCAGUGUGCUGGCGCUGGUGUCGAGCAACGUCGGGGCUCUGGCGGCGCUGAUCAUUGGCAUCAUUCUUGUGUAUGGUCGCGGCUCCUAUGUUGCCGUCGGAUACUUCAACUACCUCCUCGCGAUCACCAUCGCGGGCUGUAUGACCAUCGUCUUCGCUUGCCUCGGCCACUGGCUCCUGCCCAAUGUGCAGGGCAAGAAACUGGAGCGGCCACGCGACGCGCUCACGCUCCCGAUGCGCAAUUGGGUGCGGCUUAUCCGCCACGCACCCCGCUACUCGGAAGCCUUCAAACUCUGCAUCGGCUGGGUCCUGUGGAACACGGGGUACAGCAACCACCUGACGCUCAUCGGGACGCUCUUUCUAGAAGUAACGGGGAUCUCGCGCAGCUCCGGGGUGUACUCAGUGUGGUCAUUCAUGAGCGUGAUCCUCGCGUGCGUGGGGAGCCUAAGCUUCAUGUUCCUAUACCCGCGGCUGAGACUUCCCGUCAAAACCUGGGCGUACACGCUGCUGGUGAUUAACAUCCUGUGCGUGCUGUGGGGGUGCAUCGGCAUGAGUCCGCACGUCACUAUCGGCUACAAGCACAGCGCCGAGUUCUGGGUCGAGCAGGUGCUAUUCAUGUCGACCAGCAGCGCCCUGCGCGCCUACAACCGCGCUAUCUACUCCUCGCUGAUCCCGCGCAACGCCGAGGCCCAGUUUUUUGGACUGGAGAUCACCCUGGAUUUGGCCACCGGGUGGGUCAACCCGCUCGUGAUGGGAGUGAUCCAGGACCGCACGCAUAAUUUGCGUUUUCCGAUGAUUCCCAACCUGUUGCUUAUGCUGGUCGCGCUGGGGUUCUACUUCUCUGUGAAUAUGCGCAAGGGGAUUGAGCAGGCGAAGAUUCCGCUGGAGCUUUAGGGAGGGUGUGAGAAGAGGGACGGAGCUUGAUGCUCCGAUUAUAGGGCUUAAUAUGUGCAGAGAUUGGGCA
Messenger RNA from Aspergillus homomorphus CBS 101889, 1778 nucleotides. Its product is annotated as MFS transporter. Bases 320 to 1708 code for a protein of 462 amino acids. The record is from RefSeq and is a predicted model, not a curated record. Gene Ontology annotation, biological process: amino acid transmembrane export from vacuole. NCBI's taxonomy places the organism in Eukaryota, Fungi, Ascomycota, Eurotiomycetes, Eurotiales, Aspergillaceae. The transcript has 4 exons.